Cyphomyrmex costatus is the source of this 879-nucleotide messenger RNA. RefSeq names its product ATP synthase subunit s-like protein. The transcript has a single exon. Lineage: Eukaryota; Metazoa; Arthropoda; Insecta; Hymenoptera; Formicidae. The coding region runs from base 64 to 879 and encodes 271 amino acids. The record is from RefSeq and is a predicted model, not a curated record.
AGCAUGCGUGCAUCGUUCUCAGAUCGAAAGCUUACUUGGAAUUUAUUCAGAUUUUAAUUGAUAAUGUUGACGAAACGAUUGGUAUUCGCAUGUAAUAAAGAACUGCACAAGCGUUCAUGCUUCCCGAAUAACGCAUUCGCACAAGUUGUACGUAGUUACAGUGUGGAGCAUGAGAAUCGACAGUUAGAGUGGCGAAAGAAGGAACUCGAUGCGGUAACGUCCAAACUCGGAGAUGACCCAGAAAAGCCUAAGAAAAUCUUCUGGUUUCCCACUGCCGCUUCCAAAGAGACCGACUUCUCUUUUGGUAAUAUCUCGAAGUGGUUGAAGCAUAACAAGGUCGAGUACAUCAAGUUCUCUCAGCGAUUCCAACCGAUGAGACACGAGGUAUUAGGCGCUAAUCUGGCCACCGCUUAUUUCAUCGUCCAUCGUGAUGGCCGAGUCAGAUUCAAAGGUAGCACUUCCUGGAUAGAUCAAGACAAGAAGGGCUCGUACGAGUUACCUAAGCAUCACGAUCCAAGCUACAUCCUUGAAGCGGUAGACGUCAAUGGGUUUGAUCUGUAUUACGAAGGCCUAAGUAACAUAUGUGGUCUUACGAAGCUCAAGUGGCUCAGUCUCAAGGACUGUAAGAACAUCGACGACUGGGGCUUGGACAAGAUCUCAGCUGAGUUCCCUGAACUGGAAUAUCUGGACAUCUCUGGUUGCGAGAAGAUCACUGAAAGAGGCCUGGAAUCUUUGUACAGAAUGAUCACUUUGAAGAAACUGAUUGUAACAAAUCAUAAUAAGUCUGUCGCUUUUGAGCUAAGUUGCCUUAUGUUGGAGGACUGCAUACCAGAAUUGACCUGUGAAAUUCUUAUACCUGGAGAAAAAUCUAAAGACUAA